AUUUUUCACCCGAUCCAAGAUCAGUUUGGUGUCGACAAUCAUCGGAAGGGAUGGAAGAAUUGUGUCGCGCGCUCAGUUUGGUCAAUUGUUGUAUCAGUUUGUAACAGAGUGGAGAAAAAAAAAUUCCACUGCUUGAAGGAAGUGAGGAUAAAAAGCCUGAACUGGUGGAUUCCAUUGUGUGCAAUCGUUGUAUCUGAUCUGUGGCUCUUAUUCCGUGCCAGCAAACGACUGAAAGAAGGAAAAUCGAUAUUUUCUUUUGAGGCUUAGGCUAGAACCACUUUGUGUUGUGAAAAGUGAUUAAAAAAGGUGCGAUUCUUUUCCUUCCUGAAGAUGCUGAAGAGCUACCGGAAAGUGCCCCAGCAGAGGAACCGAAAGGAAGCGGCAAACGACCUUGGAUUAUGAUUUGUGAAAAGUGGUGAGCAGCGGAAUCGAAAAAGCUACGAACAGUUCAGAUGGUCCGUCUCCGAAUGUGAGAGAAUCGGUGUAAGCUGGUUGCGACGGAGAAUCUGUUUCAACUUUUUUUUUUGCGGUUCGAAACCCUUUUCCAGAUACCAUAGUUUUGUUUGCGGCGGCAGCAAAACAAAAAAGGAUUAUUUAACCGUGCCGAGUCCGACAUUCCGUGAAUAGUUUGUACAUUCCAGUGGUUCAACGGGAAAGUCAGUCGGAAUCAAGUGAAAAGUGAGUGACCUGUAAUCAGAUUUACGAAUGGUGACGGACACAUUGGAGUACCAACGCCGUGCUAAGCUAGUGCUGGGCUCGGAAUAAAAAAUAAAUAAUAAUCACAUACCAAUCAAGUAAAAUUGUGUCUCCUGUUUUCAAAAAGGUCAUGAAAAUGUUUCUCUGGAUUAAAGCUUUAAGCUAAACGGUGAAUUUGGCGUGCGGCGUGCGAUCAGAGUGGUGAAGGGGAAGCGGGAAAGUACGGAAACUCGCGUGACUAAGCAAAACGAGAAAAGAAAAAAAUAACAACAACAACCAAGGCAGUUCGGAAACUGCCUCCUGUAGGAAACACACUAGCGAAGCAAAAAAAAAAUGAAGCCCAUUAGCUACCGCGGUUUGGCAAUUCACGUCGUGGGUGGUGGUGGUGUUUGAAGGAGUACGCCAGGAGACAGGCAAAGGCGAGGAUUCACGAGCCGUACAACCGCACUCCCUCGGGCCUACCGGCAGUACUCAGCAGUCGUAAGGCAGACAGGUUCCAUCAACGUCAACACGCUGCUACUGCCGCUACUACUGCGACCGCUACUGCCCUGCCAAGCGUUGCGAAAACUUCGCACGGAACAGAAAUGGAAUUCAUGCAGAGGAAUAUAAUCAUAUCGCUUUUGAUCUUCGUGUUCGGACUGGCAAAAGACAUUUGCUUCUGCCUGCGCCUGACGGAGGUUCGCAUCCCCAACCAUGUGGCCAAGAAUAGCACCGUCCAGCUCGAAUGUCACUUCGACCUGAACGGCGAGGCGCUCUACUCGGUCAAGUGGUACAAAGACGGCAACGAGUUCUACCGAUACGUUCCUAGAGAUAGCCCACCAGCUCAGUUCUUCCUCCUGACGGGAGUGUCAGUUGAUCUACUAAAUUCGACUGAAAAUCAGAUGGUGCUAAACAAUGUAACUCUGGCCUCGUCCGGACGGUAUCGUUGCGAAGUGUCAGCAGAAGCGCCCUCUUUUCAGACCGUCUCCAGCCACGGCGACAUGGUAGUGGUCGCCUUACCGGACACGGAUCCGAAAAUCACUGGUGGAAAGCCUCGCUAUCAGAUCGGUGACAUGGUCCGGGUGAACUGCACAUCGGGACGGUCGAAGCCAGCGGCCAAACUGACGUGGUUCAUCAACGGAGAGGUGGCCGAUCCAACCUUCCUGCGCCGCUACGACACUGUGAUAACUGGGAGAGAAGGCCUAGAGACUACAAUUUUAGGAUUAGAAUUCCGCGUGCGGUUGCGGCAUUUCAAACGCGGUGAUAUGAAGCUGAAAUGCGUUGCCACGAUAGCUCACGUGUACUGGAAGAGCAACGAAGAAAGCGUGGAAGGUGACAAGCAGCCGAAACCACCGGCGCUCGAGUCGAAAGAGACACUCCAUCCCAACGGAUCCCGGGCGGAUCGGCAAGAAAGUAACUCCAGCUCCAGCAACCAGCGGCGGAGAUUUAUGACCGGUGCUUCGGCUGUUACCAACGUGCUCCUGUUGAUGCUGCCGUCGCUGCUUUCGGUGCUGCUCAACUCGCCGUCAGUGGCCUCGUUGGCACCGUCACCAAGGUUUUCCUCGAUCGGAAGAUAACUUCAUCCCCGAGGAGACGAAAAUGGAAAACGAAUAAACGAAGACCAGCAGGAAGAAGAAAGAAAAAACUAUCAGCAUCUCGCAGUCGCUGGCCACCCGUCGUCGGGUGGCGAAUCACGUAUCUUAGUGGCUUUUAUAUUACGUUUUAGAUUUUAAUGAAGAAGUAAACCCACUUCCAAUUCACCUCCCCCCUCCAAAAACUAGCAAGAGAGCAAACACUUUCUAGAUUAAAUUGAAUGCCAAAGAUAUAAAAGAAGGAGCUGUAAAUUUUGCGAGAUUACAACCAACGACGGAGUGGAGGGGAGAAAAAUUAAUAACACUGGGUGCCAUUCGGAGUGAGCGAGUCGAGUCAAGACAGAGUGAGAGGGUGCGAAUCAAACUGUGAGAUACGGUUCUGUACAUAAAUGUAAAAUUUGUUUCUAAGUUUUAACGAUACGAUCCGAGGCUUGGAGUGCUUGGAAACAAAACCAAAAGUUUAUCCUAAGUUGCUACUUAGAAAAAAACAAAAACAAAUGAAAAUCUAGACAAAAACAAGGUUGAUAACAUCGAUCAUUCAAGCGGUCUCGCAAUUAAUACAUGUCAAUUUAUGAGAAAAGUUAAAGGAAAAGAAAGAAGAACAAUGUUUCUACACAAAAAAAAACAGUAUUACUUAUCGUUGAACUAAACUAUCAAACAAACAAACUGAAACAGACUAACUAAUUCGUCAUAUCAGGUGGAAAUACGCGUAAAUACACACUUUUUAAACUACUUAUUUAUGUGACGGAAAUUUCGCUCUUAAACUUAAAAAAAGUACAUAUUUAUGGGAAAGCCAACAGCAGCUGCUGCAACGGCACUGCUGUCUACUCGGAUUCAAUGUGAUUUUUUCCUUUGCAAGAUAAAUUAAUUUCCCCUUAACUGGAUUCGAAACGUCUCACAUAUUGAAAAAAACACUCGAAACAUCAUCAGUAUUAGUCGACGAAGCUACAUAUGGCAGCAAAUAUCGAAUCGAAACCAACACUUUGGGCUUCGAGAUUCAUUAUCAGCCCUCAUCAAAUUUUACAGAGAAAUCAAACUUUUCCCCCGAAGAAAGCCAUAUCAGCAGCAGCAUCCUCCCCCAUGCGAAUCUUCGCUGCAAAAAAAAACAAAACGCAUCUAGUCGAUAAGAUCAUUUGUUAAGAAUCCCCACAACAGAAAAAAAAAACAAGCAGAAAAUGAAAAUAAAAGAAGAGACUUCAAUCCAAGUAUAUGACGUACAUUCAGAAUGCUACGAAGAAUGUUUUGUUAAUCCGAAAGAGAUGGGAGCGCAAGGUCUUCUGUUUCGGAAUUGAAUGUGAUGAUUGUUGAGAAACUAAUGGUGAAAAUAUGUUUCGUUUAGGUCAUAACUAUAUUUUUUAUGUUAAUGUUUGAAAAAUGAUAAAAAAAAAUCUGUAAGAAAAUUUCCCCGCUUUGCCCCUCUCUCGAAUGAUAGACCGAGAGAGCGAGGAGAGGAAGAAGAAAAAAUACAAUUGAAAUCCCCGUUCCGAGCCCAGAGAGAAGCAGAAGACCCCAAAAUCUAGGCAAAAUUUGUUGUUAUCGAUGAGGAGAAGAAGGGUUGGAACAAUGAGCCGAUUCGUUUAUUUUAUAUUACCAAACGUCUUAGCAAUAGGCGAUAGGGUUGAUUAUUAUUGUAAAUAAUUUUCAUAUGAAUCAGAUACGAUUUAGUGUAUUUUAUUAAUAAAUGUAUAAAUUCAUGAAUCUUU
Messenger RNA from Malaya genurostris, 3970 nucleotides. RefSeq lists its product as uncharacterized. The coding region runs from base 1281 to 2252 and encodes 323 amino acids. Lineage: Eukaryota; Metazoa; Arthropoda; Insecta; Diptera; Culicidae. The record is from RefSeq and is a predicted model, not a curated record. The transcript is spliced from 6 exons.